AUGACAACUAAGAAGCAGUGCAACACCACGGGUAACACCCCAACCACCGACAAUCCGCCUGCAAAAUCCUCCCUGAGGAGAUUUUUUACGGAGCAAUCUGAACCGCAGGAGCGGAACAAAAUGGCGCCCGCGACUAACACACGAGGCAGCCAGCCACCCAGCCCAUCAGCAUCAGAGGAAUCAGUUGAGGACACUGACAUCAGAACAAUACUCACACAAUUGCCCUCGAAGAAUGAUCUCAUAGACAUGUUCCAGAGACUGGAGAACACCUUCAGUGAAAAGCUGUAG
Molecule: messenger RNA, 288 nt
Organism: Pelobates cultripes (western spadefoot toad)
Lineage: Eukaryota; Metazoa; Chordata; Amphibia; Anura; Pelobatidae
Source: the annotation of a GenBank genome assembly